CUCAAUUGGCCAGAUUCUCAAGAUGGCGGCCCACAUGGCAAACCAAAUUCGCGUUCUCUGCAAACAAGUUAACGUGUUAACGUUGUUAAAAAGGAACUGCGAUACAGGUUUUUCUAAAAGUUAUUCACCUCGAGCAUUAUCAAGUAUUUCAGGGUCAGUCUUUGAUGGAAAUAAAACCAGCAACCAGUUUUCUGCUCCAGCCUUGACAUCAAGAGGAUUCCAAACAGAUCCUGAUAUCCGAGACGACGAUAAAAUACAGGAAGAACAGCCGUGUCCUGACCAUCCACUACCAAAUAUUGAGGAUCCCUUCAAGGAACCAGUCGAGCAAUGUAUCUUAUGCAAACACAAAGUACCGGUCUCUUACAAGAAUGUGCAGCUGCUGUCCCAGUUUAUCUCUCCAAACAACGGCCGGCUUUACGGCCGUUACAUCACCAAGCUUUGCAGUUACCAACAGAGGCGGGUCACUAAGGCCGUCAAACGGGCCAGAAGAAUGGGUUUCAUGCCAUUCAUGUACAGAGAGACCGUCUUUCUCAAAGACCCCAAUUUGUUUGACAUCAAAUACACGGGCAACGUGGAAAUAGCCAUGAAGGAGCCGUCCAACCUUGUUGAACCUGAGACAGAGGAAGAACCUCAAGACAAAACUCCAGACAAGUAACAUUUUUGUACGAGUGUAAAUUUGUAACCCAAGAGUGCCCAGGAUUAUUUUACCAGUCUCACGUGCAACGUGUAUUGCAUUGUGUGCGUGAACUACAGAGGGCGCCCUUUGGCCUACUGAGGAUUGCCAGGAGUAAUUGCUUAUGUGUACAUGUCACCAGCACGUAUUGACAAGCUUGUGGUGUUCCAAUUAACAGAAUUUCGCAUUUGUUCUGCUUAAGAGCCCUGAUGUACAUAGAGU
Molecule: messenger RNA, 895 nt
Organism: Patiria miniata (bat star)
Lineage: Eukaryota; Metazoa; Echinodermata; Asteroidea; Valvatida; Asterinidae
Product: 28S ribosomal protein S18c, mitochondrial-like
Exons: 5
Coding region: 23-655 (210 amino acids)
Biological process (GO): mitochondrial translation
Cellular component (GO): mitochondrial small ribosomal subunit; ribosome
Molecular function (GO): small ribosomal subunit rRNA binding; structural constituent of ribosome
Source: RefSeq, a predicted model, not a curated record